AUGACAUCGCCAUCAGCCACAACUACUUCACCGCUUCUUGAAGUAUUAAAAUUGCACCCAAAUGCUGCAGCUAAUAAAGGACAUUUAGCUUAUUUGGUUAAGCUCACUGACGAAUGUUUAACGGCAUUGAAUAAUGCCAACAAAAGUGGGAUUCCAAUAAAAUUGAAACUUGAAGCUCAGGGUGGACUUAUUGAAGUUGGCGGUGGAGAUUCGGCGGGGCGGUUUCGUUUUGCUACGCAACAAAUUCCUGGCACUCCAAGCUGUUGUAUCACUUCAGAUCGGCAUAAGAACUAUUCUCUUAGUGCUCUCUUUCAGUCUAAGAUUCAGGUUCAAGCGACAAACAGGUCGUUCGCUGAGACGCGUGAGAAGGCACAAAAAAUAGUAGAGGAGGAGAAAAGGAAGGCAUUGAAGGAUGUCAGCCAGAGGCACGACAGAAGAAGACCGGUUACGGUUAAGAGAGCCACUAAUCAAAUUGCUAUUGGUGCGCAGCGCCCAAGUCCCUCGUCAUCAGUGCAACAGAAACCUCAUUUAUCCGAGUUCGCAAAAAGCGAAAAGGCAAGUAUUAUCAUAUUAACUUCAAUGUUUAACUGUUUCGAACUCAUAAUAAUCUAUAGUUCUUCACGAUUUAUGACUAUUAAAACAAUUUUUUUUCAGUUAUCGAAUGGAUUGUCAAACGGGUCAAACGCUACAGGUCUCGCGGGCGCACGUUCAAUAGUACGAGCUGAAAUCUCUAGAAAACCUUUACGUAAACGUAUUAUACAUUUGGUGUUACUUGGGAAGUUUAGCACAUUUGAUGAAGUUUUGACACAGCUUCGGAAAGAUUCUGUAAAUAUGAAUGAAGAAAGUGCUUCAGAAAACUUAAAAGCUAAAGAAAUUCUUGAAGAGGUGACAGAAACUAAUCGGAAUACGGGUCGUCUGCAGUUGAAGCAGUCAUUUCAUAAUGAGGUUGAUCCUCGUUGGCCAGGUUUCACUGCAGAAGAGAAAGCAACAGUGAGAAAAAUUCUAGCUGGAAAUGUAGGAUCUAGUAAUUUUGCUCCUACGCGGAGGAAUGGAAUGGCGCCUCCUAUAGCUCCCUCAGCCUCACAUGCCAGUAAUACUAAUUCAGAAGCUAACGGUGGUUCGGCGGUUUCGUCUCCUAACAUAUCCAGUAGUCAAAAAUAUUCGUCAAAUACAUCUAGUCGUAAGUCGUCUCCUAAAACGCCAUCACCUGAUAAUUUUUCUACUGCUAAGAAAGUAUCACCUAAGGCUUCACCGCCAGAAAGCGUUAGUAGUAGCAAAAAGUCAUCACCAGCUGCGUUUACAAAUAAUACCAGUUGUGUAUCGGAGGAAACUUCCCCUACACCAGUUUCCACAGCGAAGAGGAAGGCUCAUGGCACGUCAUCUUUGGAGACAGCUCAGAAACGUGUUCACUUUUCUAUACCUGACUGCUGUGAACAGGCAAAACGUUCGGAGCAGAAUAAUGCUGACAAAAAUUUAGUGAGUGCCAAUUCCAGCGUUUCGUUAACAACUUCUUGUCAGCCGAGCAGGGAUUGGUCAAGGGAAUUUGGUGAAGCAAGAAGUCAUUCAGAGGCGUUAAGAUACUACGACUUGUUCAAUGCAGAUUACCCACGUUAUAUGAAAUAUUUUAAUCGCUUGAAUGCUGUUGCCAAUGAAUUUAUAGAGUUACAAAAGCAGCUAAAUGAAAAGCCGAAGCAUCAUGACCAUCAAGAAAUAGUGCGGAUUCUACAUAACAAAAUAAUGCAGUACAAAGCUGACGUCGACUAUAUUCGGGCUCGGCAGAUGCACAAUGAUCUUCGGGCUAAAUUAGAUGUUUUAAAAAAGCGCAUAAUUUCUUGGGAAACUGGAUGUGCUGAGAAUGAAGCGUCAGAACCUGAACUUGAGUCGCAUGCGACUGCUGACGGUAAUCUGAUGGUUAAGUGA
Enterobius vermicularis (human pinworm) is the source of this 1920-nucleotide messenger RNA. The record is from the annotation of a GenBank genome assembly. NCBI's taxonomy places the organism in Eukaryota, Metazoa, Nematoda, Chromadorea, Rhabditida, Oxyuridae.